Messenger RNA from Saprolegnia parasitica CBS 223.65, 4806 nucleotides. RefSeq lists its product as hypothetical. The record is from RefSeq and is a predicted model, not a curated record. The coding region runs from base 1 to 4782 and encodes 1593 amino acids. The transcript has 10 exons. Lineage: Eukaryota; Oomycota; Saprolegniomycetes; Saprolegniales; Saprolegniaceae. Gene Ontology annotation, molecular function: protein binding.
AUGGCAUCAACGCGGGCGCUGCGGUCGGCCGAGAGCAAGGCCGCGCUCGAGCCCGAGUCCUCCGAGUCCGAGUGCAACAACGGCGACGGCGACGGCGACGUCGUCGACCAGCCCACGUCCGACCGCAUGCACCUUCUCUCGGCGCUGCCCGAUCUGGACGAGCUCUGCAGCGCCAACGGCCUCUCGCGCAAGCAGUUUGGCAAGCGCGCGCACCUCGUGCAGUCGCUCGAGAUGUUUCUCGGCUUUUGGCCGCGCAUGGAUACUGUCAAGUACUUUACCAAUUUGCGGGACCUCUCGAUCGUCAAGCACCCAACGAUAUCGGUGCUCGAAGGCCUCGAGUCGUGCCCGCAGCUCGAGUCCCUUCGGAUCGUCGAGUGCAGCCUUGGGCGCAUUGAAGGCCUCUCACAGUGCACGCGCUUGACGUACCUCAACCUGAGCUCGAAUGCGCUCGUUUGCAUCGACGGCCUUUCGCCGCUCACCCACCUCGAAACGCUCUGGCUCAACGACAACCGCAUCGAGCGCCUCAGUGGGCUCGAGCACUGCACUGCGCUGCGGGUGCUAUGGGUGGCCAAGAACCAUAUCGCAUCGCUCGAGCGGUGUCUGGAUGCCAACGUGACACUGACCGAGCUCAAUGUCGCGGCCAACCAGCUAAGCAGCUUCCAGGCAUUGGCGCCGCUUGGGAAGCUGCCGCACCUCACGUCGCUCAGUCUGAGCGAUCCGCACUUUGGCGACAACCCCGUGUGCCGGCUGUGCAACUACCAGACGUACCUUCUCUGCCAACUGCCGCACCUCGCGUACCUCGACACGCUCGAAUUGAGUCCGCUCAACAAGCAGAUCGCCGACUCGACGCUCAUGAAGAAGCGUAUGUACUACAACAUGCGCAUCAAGACCAUCAAGCGCAACAUCUCCAACUGCGUGCGGCACGCACGGCAGUGCUAUACCGAUCACAUCAACUUUGCCAACUUUAACCUGAACGCGGUCAUGCGCGAGCUCUCGGAUCUUGACAAGGAGAUCGAAGAUGCCAACAUGCAAGGCGCCUCGCAGACGUUUCCCAAGUACCCGCCCGGAAGCCUCGAGGCGAAGCGGGCCCAAGUCGCUGCGUACAUAGUCGCCAAGACGCAGUGCAUACAUAGCAUGACCGAAGCGUUCGAGCACCUGCGGCACCAGCUCACAAAGCUGAGUGAAAAAACGAUCGCACGCCUCCUCUUGGAGCUCAACACGGGCGGGAACAUUCGCCUCGAAGAUGGCUCGGACGCCGACGUGUGGUACGCGAGCUGCGUCGACUUGCUCAAGUCACGCGCCUUCUUGGCCGACCUCGCACCCCUCGGAAUCCGCGACCUCAAGGUCAACCGUGUCACGCGCAUCAACAACCGGUUUCUGCGCAACCGGUUUCAGGAGCGCGUCGAGACGCUUCUGUCUGGUCCGGACGAACAUAUCAAGGACAAUGUGAGUAAGCGCGGCGUGACCAUCAAGGAGAGCACCAUCGAUAGCGGCCCGCCAUCGACGGACGUGGACACUACUACCAAGGACACCACCGACGUGGCAAUCGAAAAUACGCUCGAGUACCUCUUCUACAUGCAACCGCCGAUCCUCGAUCGUGUCGAUGGCGUCAAGGAGCAGUACCAUGUGAUCGAACACGGCUUCCGCGCUGCCGACGAGUAUGCCGUGCUCGGACCGCACUGCGCGCACGGCAUGAAGCUCACCAACUCACUUGCGCUUCUUGAUGUCCCUCGCAUUGCAACUGCGCUGCAUCGUGGCGCCGAGCCCGACGCCGAUGUCGCGAGCUAUAUGCAUUUCGGCUGGCAGUCGCUCGAGCUCACAAGAGGCAUGCGCAGUACGCAGCGCAAGCUGCUCUCGGGCGAGUACAAGCUACCGGACGGCGUCCUCGUCAUCGCCAAAGCCUUUGUGGGCCACACGCGGAUCGUCGAGCCAAGCGCGUCGUUCCCGCUGCAAAAGCCCGACGACGUUCAGUGCCUCCAAGCCAUCAAACCGACCGACCCAAAGCAGCGUAUGUACUUUUUACUCGACGCGGCGCUUGCGUUGCCCGAGUACAUCGUCGAGUACGAGUACACGCCACUGGACACGGCGUCGCACCUCCUCGCGGGCUUGGUCCCGUCCGUCGCACCCGCGGUCGUCGCCAGCCGUCCGCUGGGCCCGGACGACUACAAGCAGUAUGGCAUCACAUCGGACGAAGCGAUUGUCGACAUGGGCGCGGCGAUCGCGCUCACCGAAGCCUUCAAGCUCAAGUACCAACUCGUGUUCUCCGAGCCGCUUCUCGAGCAGCAUUUGCUCGAAGAAGCCGCCAAGAACCUCAUUCAAAUGGACCCAACGAUUGCGCGGCGACAGGCCAUUGGUGGCAUCGCCAAUAUGCUCAUUUCGCCGUCGACUAUCGAGUCGUUGGCCCAUGGUGUCGCGCCGCACGACAUGGUGCACUUGAACCUCACGAGCUCGGGGCUCAAGUCGCUCGCCGGACUCGGAGGGUGCGGCCUCGUCAAGCUCGAGCGCCUCGUGCUCAGCUUCAACGAGAUUCGGACGAUCGAGGGGCUCGAGGGCUUGACGUCGCUGUCCACAUUGGAUCUGGGCUACAACAUUUUGCGCUCGAUCGACAACAUCCAUGGGCUUCUUGGACUGCAGACGCUCCUGCUCAACAACAACUUGCUCUACCGUUUUGAGGAUGUGAGUACGCUCAGCCACGUGCCGAGUUUGCAUACAUUGGACCUGCGCAACAACGCCAUCUGUGAAACCAAGCGGUACCGAAAGAACGUGCUCCAGCGACUCCCCAAGCUGCAGCGUCUCGACAUGGCGCCGGUGGUCGCGAGUGAGCUCUCGACAUCGCUCGCCGUGCGUCUCUCGCCGCAUAAGAUCUGGGCGUGCGCGCGCGGGAGCCGGCACGAUCGCGGUGAGUCGAGCUUGGCACGAUUCCGCAGCAAGCCGCUAGGCCAAGAUAGCGACGGAGCGCUCCGGGCCGUCGAAAACGACGACGAUGAGAGCUGGUGGGCCACGGUGGAGGAGCUGCACGUGGACCACGAGUCUCUCUCGAUGCUCAGCCAUUUAGAGAAACUCACAUCGCUCCGUGUUGCGUCCUUCUCGGACAACGAUCUGAGCUUUAUCGAUGGCCUUAGUCAGUGCACCAACUUGGAAGAGCUGGCGCUCGACAACAACCAGAUUAUGACGAUUGAAAACUUGGAUACGCUCGUGCACCUCAAGGUGCUCGACCUCGGCAAGAACAAGCUCAUGGGCAUGAAGAACCUUGACACGCUCGUGAAUCUCAAGCAGUUGUCGCUCGAAGACAACCAUAUUACGUCGCUCCAAGGCCUCUCACACCUCGUCAAGCUCACGGAGCUCUACAUUGGCAACAACAACAUUGCCAACAUCAAGGAAAUCCACCACCUCAAAUCGCUGCCCAAGCUCAUCAUUGUGGACUUUUCUGGCAACGGAUUCUGCGCCGACGCCGAGUACACGCUGUAUACGAUCUAUAACCUUCGGCGCAUCAAGGUGCUGGACGGCGUGAGCAUCUCGAGCGACCUCCAGUUUGAAGCCAAGCAAAAGUACAGCGGCAAGCUCACGACCGACUUUCUCAUCGAGAAAAUUGGCCACGCGUUCAAUCGAAUCCAUGAAAUGGAGCUGUCGUCGUGCCGGAUCCGCGAAAUCGGGUCGCUCCACGGGGACGUCUUUGUGAACCUCAAGAGCCUCAACCUUGAAAACAACCUGAUUACUGAUAUCUCGGGCAUUGAGAAGCUGCCCAAGCUCCGCGGCCUCAACCUAUCGAGCAAUCGGAUCGAGCGCCUCUCCCAUGCAGGCCCGCACACGGGUGUCUUGGCGUGUCCGAAGCUCGAGAACCUCCAACUCGGGCACAACCUCAUCACAGACAUGUCGCAACUGGGUCUGCACCACCUCCAAGAACUCAAAAUUCUCAACCUCGAAGGCAAUGACAUUACGCAAAUCGCGGGCCUCACCCACGCCCACGAGCUUCGGGAGCUCAUUCUGAGCAAGAACAAGAUCCGGCAGUUUGAAGCGGCGACAACCAACGUGCUCACAAGCCUUGUCGUCCUGAAGAUGGACGACAACAGCCUCCGAUCGCUCGUGUACUUUUACCCGCUCAGCCGACUGCAGGUGCUCGACUUGUCCAACAACCGGUUACCCGACCUCGAAGAGGUCGAGCGUCUCCAGCCACUCAUUCCGAUCGUGCAAGAGCUCUGGGUCGCCAACAACCCGCUCGCCAAGCGCCACUUGUGUCGGUCGACGAUCAUCUAUCGCUACUCGAGCCUCAAGUGCUUGGACGGGAAAGACAUCACCCUCGAAGAGCGCGAGCGCGUCGAAGUGCUCUUCAUGCAUGACCGCGCCAUGGUCGCGCCGUCGCUCCCCCCCGCCGUCUCGGCUGCUCUGAUCAACGCCCCGCACUUUGCUACCUCGAGCAAAACAUCCGUGAAGCUCACAGCCAUGAGUUUCGAGUCGAUCAUCGGCGGCCAGCGGCGGCAGACCAGCAGCAACAACGCCGUCUUGGGGACGGUCUUGCCCCAAGUGCCCACGGACCGCAAGGUACACGACAUGCCGCUGGCGUCGCCAUCGACGAUGACACCGCCAACGGACGCCCGGCGCCGAUCCGAGGCCACGACCCUUGGUCAACUGACGGGCUUCAACAGCUUGGGCAACCACAAGCUCAUGCCGCGACCAGAGGUGAGCAUGACACCGCCCCCGAAAGCACAACCGUACGUCGCGCAGCCCACCGGCCAUGUAUAUACAUCACGCAACUUUGGCCGGAGCGGCGGCUCACUAAAGUAACUCAACGACCUUGUUUGUGGGCAC